AAAGGAACUUACCGACGUGGGGAAGGGGUCUUGUAUUAUAUAAUAGCAAAAGUAAAAGUGAAAAGUGACUUCAAAACAACGGAGAAGCAGAGUGCAUAAGUGAUUAUCAAACAACUUGGCUAACAUGCUAAUGUAGCAAAUCGCAAGAGCCACGAAAAUUGUCAAACGAAAGCGAAACUCGAACAGCCAGCAAACAAAUUGUUGCUCCAGCCGCAGCCGCCGCAGAGGAAAGACGAGACGAAGCGUGGUGUGGAUAUAUCCAUAAAAAAGGCAGAUAAAUAAUUAAUUUCAAUAAACCCAAAUACAUACAAAAUGUCGCCACUCAUGGAGAAGACGCUGCUGUUGUUAGGCAUGCUUUGUUGCAUACAAGUAACCACUGCCCUUAUGUGCUAUGACUGCAACAGUGAGUUCGAUCCUCGUUGCGGCGAUCCCUUCGAGCCGUACUCCAUUGGCGAGGUGAACUGCAGCAAACAGGAGCCUCUGGAGCACCUCAAAGAUAAGUACAAGCCCACCCUGUGCCGCAAAACCGUGCAGAAAAUUUACGGAAAGACCCGCAUCGUACGUGGCUGCGGAUAUAUACCGGACGAGCGCACCGAUGCCGAGUGCGUGAAGCGCUCGGGAACCCACGACGUGGCCGCCAUCUACUGCUCCUGCACCAAGGAUCUGUGCAACGGCGCCAACUCGCCGAUCUCCCAGUGGAUGAUGCUGCCCGUUGUCUUUGCCGCCGGACUGGCGAUUCUGUUGAACUCGAGGCACACAAUACGAUUCCAGAGCUCGUAAAUUGAGCUACUCCUAGCAUUUCACAGAGUUAAUUUACCGUACUUAUUGUUUUCGAGAUUGUUUACAAUGGUUUUCCGAUUCAGAUCUGCAGUUGAUGCUCAUUUAGUUGCAUAAUUUACUUUAAUAUUUAGUUUAAUGUGUUCGUAAGCGUAAACAUAAUGAGAAUAAUGUGCAAGUCAACACACAUAAUAAGAAACCACUUUGGGGGCAGUAAUAAAUCAACAAAUUUUCAAGCUUGGUUUGAACAACUUUUUCAGAAUACAAACAAACUGCCAGUAUAUGUCUCCGCCUGAAAAAAUAAAUGUUUCGAUCUUAAAACCCUAAAGAUGUUAUGUAAUUCUCGCAGGAGAUGAGCGAUGUUUCUAUAUUUUUAUUUAAAUUCGAUUCGACCCACAAAUUAUUAUGUUAGUUUAUCUUUGAUUGAAACCUAUAAAAAGGUAGGGUAGCCCUAGAAGGUAAACCCUUCACACAACCUAUGAGAAAAAAUUCUAAAGAUGAUCAUAGUGCAUAAAAUUUGCAAUAAUUAGGAUUCAGAACUCACAUGAAACCAGAAAAUUGAUUUAUAUAGAAAGGAGAAUAAGAGGAACAUAUUAAAAUAUAUAUAUAUGAAUUAAAUAAAUGGAAGAAAACUAUUUACAAAAAAAAAGGGAAGAGAAAGAGAAUCCAUGAAAGGGAAUAAAUCACAUUUGUCCAUUUUAAGCUUCAUACAACCAAAACAAAAAUCAAGUAAUUACUAUCCAUGAUCUCGAUUCCGUUUCCGAAAGCGUUCUCCGAAAGUACGGUCCAUUUACUCCGCGAAAGUCUUGGGGAAGUGGAAUCGACCACAUGGCUUGUAUUAAUAAAUCUUCCUAAUACUUUAGACGGAAAAUGCAUAACCAGUUUGAUUUGUGUCCCCAACAAGCAUACACACACCAACAGAGGUACAGUCAACACAAAGCAUGGCAAGAUUAUCAUAAUAAACCGAAGACACUAGCCAACAUAUAACAGAAAAGCAGUUGCAAACACAUAAUUUUGUGUAGAAAACAAAAAUUAUAUAUAUAUACAUGAAAAAGAAUUGCAUAAAUUAUACACAUUACAAUUAUUUAGUUAAUUAUUAUUAAGAAUUAUAUGGAAAGAUAAUAAGACAAGGCCGAAAUGGAAGCGUGAGCAUAUGUAGAUAAACCUAACUAAUUUUAAUUUAUAACGAGAAUAACAAAACACUAGCCGUUGUAUCUUAAUUGAGAAAACCAAAGCAACAACAACAAAUUAUAAAACGACAAGCAAAAAACAAUUUCAAAUCAAUAAUCCAUUUACUACUAGGACUUUGCAACUAAACAACUAUAAUAAAUUUCUUUUCUCUGAUUUCUUCUCUUUUUUCAUCGAAAAAAUUUUUAAAAUUUUUAUCACAACAAAUUACAACUCAAGCACACACCCCGAUAAACAAAAAUGAAAACCACAAACAUCACGCAACGAUAAAACCACUAAACACGUAUUCCAAUAACAAUUAAAAAGAAACCAAAAACCAUUCUGCGUGAAUCAUAUCAUUGAGCUUUGCUUCACUAACGACGGGAAGACAUUCUAAAUCAAAGAUAAACCUAAACAAAAAAGGCGAAAA
Drosophila kikkawai is the source of this 2374-nucleotide messenger RNA. Its product is annotated as UPAR/Ly6 domain-containing protein crok. Lineage: Eukaryota; Metazoa; Arthropoda; Insecta; Diptera; Drosophilidae. Gene Ontology annotation, biological process: sleep; positive regulation of voltage-gated potassium channel activity; regulation of synaptic transmission, cholinergic. The record is from RefSeq and is a predicted model, not a curated record.